This is a messenger RNA of Arvicola amphibius (Eurasian water vole), 954 nucleotides long. RefSeq names its product retinaldehyde binding protein 1 (gene Rlbp1). Gene Ontology annotation, cellular component: membrane. Lineage: Eukaryota; Metazoa; Chordata; Mammalia; Rodentia; Cricetidae. The coding region runs from base 1 to 954 and encodes 317 amino acids. The record is from RefSeq and is a predicted model, not a curated record. Gene Ontology annotation, molecular function: phosphatidylinositol bisphosphate binding. The transcript has 7 exons.
AUGUCAGAGGGGGUGGGCACAUUCCGAAUGGUCCCUGAAGAGGAGCAGGAGCUUCGGGCGCAGCUGGAGCAGCUCACAACCAAGGACCAUGGCCCUGUCUUCGGCCCGUGCAGCCAGCUGCCUCGCCACACUUUGCAAAAGGCAAAGGAUGAGCUGAAUGAGAAAGAGGAGACCCGGGAGGAGGCCGUGAGGGAGCUACAGGAGCUGGUACAGGCUCAGGCAGCUUCAGGGGAGGAGUUGGCCCUGGCGGUAGCCGAGAGGGUACAGGCCAGGGACAGCGCCUUUCUCCUGCGCUUCAUCCGUGCUCGCAAGUUCGACGUGGGCCGUGCUUAUGAGUUGCUUAAAGGCUAUGUGAACUUCCGGCUCCAGUAUCCUGAGCUUUUCGACAGCCUGUCCAUGGAGGCCCUCCGCUGCACUAUCGAGGCCGGUUACCCUGGCGUCCUCUCCAGCCGGGACAAGUAUGGCCGAGUGGUUAUGCUCUUCAACAUUGAAAACUGGCACUGCGAAGAAGUCACCUUUGAUGAGAUUUUGCAGGCAUAUUGUUUCAUCUUGGAGAAACUGCUGGAGAACGAGGAAACGCAAAUCAAUGGCUUCUGUAUCGUUGAGAACUUUAAGGGCUUCACCAUGCAACAGGCAGCGGGACUCCGCCCCUCGGAUCUCAAGAAGAUGGUGGACAUGCUCCAGGAUUCAUUCCCAGCCAGGUUCAAAGCUAUCCACUUCAUCCACCAACCAUGGUACUUCACCACCACCUAUAAUGUGGUCAAGCCCUUCUUGAAGAACAAGUUGCUACAGAGGGUCUUUGUCCACGGAGAUGACCUCGAUGGCUUCUUCCAGGAGAUUGACGAGAACAUCUUGCCCGCUGACUUUGGGGGUACACUGCCUAAGUACGAUGGCAAGGUGGUUGCUGAGCAGCUCUUUGGCCCCCGGGUCCAAGUUGAGAAUACAGCCCUGUGA